AGUGUUUUACAUCGUCUCUUAGGAACACGUAAACAAUGGCGGAAAGUUUAAGAAUUUCUUCUGUGCGUUCGGAUACAUGAACUGAUUUCGUGAUCAGUAUAUGAAAUAUGCAAGAAUUUCAAUAUGGAAUCACUAACAAAAUUGAUUUAUGUCAUAGCCGCCAUUUUAUUUGCUGACAUGUGCUCGUGUCAAGAAAUUGGCACAGUUUAUAUAGGAGACCCUACAAAUACAACAGCAUAUGCUUUCAAUCUAAAUAGAGGUCGACAAAAUCUGUCAAUCAUCAUCCAAAUAACUGAUCUGGCCGACCCUGCGACAGAUGUAGCUCUGAGAGAUACGGUUGACAUCAGCUGUGAAGCAAGUGAUAACAGGCAAGGCUAUACGGCUGUUACCUUCGCCUCCCUCACCUUCUCACCAGGAGGCCCUUCUGCCAGUGCCAUCUCCUUUGCUUUGACACGAGCAGGGCGGAGUGUGGAUAUCCGAUGUUAUGGUACCUCGAGAGGCCUGGCCUGCCCCGCCAACACAACGACCGGCGCCACGCCCCCCCAGCCCCAGUUCUGUCCCUCCACCUCACGCAGCACCCCUGUAUCACUAAAAGUCCAACCGGCGCCAAUUGUGAGCUUCUGCGACUCUCAGAUUUCUGUCCCUAAUGACAACGCAUUGGUAUCUAGCUUCGGUCUUGCCCUCAGUGAGGUGGUGGUGAACGCCCCGGUGGACAUCAGCUGUCGGAUCACUGGGUAUGGUGGCCUGAAUAUGACAUUUACAGCAUUUCUCGCCGUUGUUGGUGUCAGCACAGUAACUAUUCAGUACCAGAUCACAUCACCAGGAACUUCUUCCAACGUCUCCUGCUCGGCCAACUCACGGGGAGACAACCAGUAUCUCACUGCCACAUCCCAAGAUGACACUUCAACAGUGAUGUUCGUUCAGAGUGUCGGGAGUGUCACACUCCUCCCAGUCAUCACUCCGGCUUACUCCAAUUCAUUCAAGGGUAUGCUGACACUAGAUGCGGGUGUAUCAGCUGACAAUGGCAUCAGUUUUGAGUGUCAGGCUGUUGUAGCAGACAGCAUGGCUCAAGCCCUUCAGCUGAUCCAAACACCAUUGUGCAACUUUACAACAGCCAACGCCACGACAACGCCCGCAACUACAACAUCAACAACGCCUACAGCGCCACCAACAAGUCCUCCAACGACUGACAACUCCACCACCGACCCGAAUGCAACUACAACCACACCAUUUAUACCAACUACUACACCCAUCCCUGUAGACCUGUCAUCGCCAUGGAAACCGGAUGAGGCUUCAUUUACUUUCACAAGUAAAGACCAGAUCUACAAGACAGUGAUUGUCCAACGUGAGAGAGCGGUCAUCGCCCCGGUCACCGAGCUUGUUGUGCUGACCUGCUGUGUGCGGGUCAGCACUCUCAAGUACACAGGGAUGGCCGCGGCCAUGCUGACCGCAAACGACCUCACCCCCGACUUCUGCUCCAACUGCACCGGGGGACCGACAUCGGGUGACCUGGGCUCGGAGAGGGUGUUACAGAACCCCGGCUUCGUGGAGGUGGCGCCGUGUCCCUGUGACCUGUCCUACUCCGUCUGUGACAUCAACUGCUGCUGCGAUGCUGACUGCACAGCUGACAAGAGAAAGACUUUCAGCUACUGUCUGCCUGGUCCGUACGGUGGCCAGGGCUCUACGACACCAUUCCGCAGCUGUUACUCCAACCAUACCUUCAAGGAGGACUGGUUCCCACUGCUGUGUGUGGAGUUUGAGACUAAUGCCCUACUGGGGCUGUUCCAUGGCAACACUGGCGCCGUGAAGACCGACACAGCCUUUAACAGCCGGCUGUCAGCGCAGGCCAUCAGAUACUCCUACAGGGAGACAGAACGGCGCUUCAGCGACCCCAACUCUGGCCUGGUGGGAUACAAGGAGGGAGCCAGCAUCCGGACCCGCAGGGAUGACGUCCCCUCCUCCCCUAGGGGGGUGUUGACUCUGCCGGCGAGGUCCAUGGGUGGAGCGUGUCUCAACGUCGUGCCUGUCCGCUUCCAGCAGGACAGAUCAUCCAACUGCGUGCAUGACAACGUCCGCAACAUGUGCGGACCCGACUCCAUGCUCAGUGCCAGGAUAUACGCUGAGAUGACCUCCACGUCUCAUCCCCCGUGUCCCGAGGCGUACCGGAUUCUUGAGAACUACGGUGGAUCUAGUACUAAUAUCCCAAUAGCCAAUACGUACGUCAAUUAUUACUGUGCCAGUACUGACGCGAGUUACGUGAAAUCGUCAGUACGAUACAGUGAUGCGGUACAGCCAACAGUGUCAUGGACCUUUCGACGAGAACUGGACACAGAAAACUGUACCUUGCCGUGCGGGGACCCUGCUUGUUUACAAUACAACGUGGAUCAGGAGAUCGUGACGUCACUUCCUCCACGUUGUGCAUGGGAUGAUGGGUACAGUCGACCACCAGUACCGUCGCUCGGAACAACAGGUGCUUGUGACAAUGUUGUGGUGGAUGUUCGCUACAUUUUCACCUGGACGGGUCAGCGUAUUGUUAAUCUGAAUGCCACGGUGAUUUUGGCACCGAUUACGUUAGGCGUCAACCCGCCUAGUUUGACGCAGAGUUUUGAUGUGAAGUUUGAACAUCAGAUGUCCUUCCAGAGUAAUAGCACCGACAACUACGAAAACCAAACAGAGGCCUUUGACCGAUCUGGAAAACCAGGCUAUGACUAUGGUAAACCGUUGGCCAGUGGGUGUCCAGUCAACGAUGCCUCUUCCACCUUCUUGUACGUCGACCGGAACACCAGCCGCCAGAUGUCCGUGUUUCAGACAGGUGCCGAUGGUCUGUGCUACUCUGCGACCCGACGAACUCUGACCUUUGGUGAGGACAUACUGGCCAGCUGCAACCUGAGGCUCAACAUCGACCGCAUCAACAACUGCACAGACCUCGAACAGUUGGUCCUGAAUCAUCUGAGUGUGUUGAUGCCCUCCGACUGGAUUGGUCGUCAAGGUUACAACGACCCCUUUGAUUCAACAAUGUGGGUGGCGGUUCUCAGAGACAUUCCCAUCCUGAAUGAGACUACCGCUGACAACAACACGACACCUGGCAACACCACCGAGGAUGUGUACAUGCCGAUAGACAACGUGAGGGGGGUCUGCGCCAACAUCACCAGCGGAGUGAAUCUGGUGGUCAUGUAUGGGGAGACAGGACAGGUGAAUGGCUACCCAAUCAGGGAGGUGGUUGGAGCUCGAGUCAGCUACACCAAGACAGACUGGAGGAUGCAGUGCAGUGGAGCGGACUCGGGUCGCUGUGGGGUCAGCAGUCAGUACGUGCAGACAUUCACCCUGACCAGCUCCGUCACCUUCAUCAAGGUCCCAGCCUCCGUGCCGGAACCUAGAAUCAAAUUCUACACUUCCAAAGAUCCAUCCUGCACUACCGACACAUGUGCCCGAUACUACGAAGACUUUGAACAGACUGUGUGUAAAUAUGACACAUGUUGGUCUCAGCUGCUGUACCCGAUCACCAAGAGCUAUGGAGCUGACCCACCCAUGUACACACUCGCCUUCUCACUAGUGGCCAUCUUUUUCAUCAUUGGCUACUUUAUGAUUACCCGCCCUUGGUUCUAAUUUCGGGGGAGAUUUUUAUCACACAUACAAUUUUUUACCACCUCUGUCCAUGUCUUUGGGGUUCCUUAUCUCCACUGUGCCAGUUCAAAGCAUUCUAUUUCAAACUACUUCUCUAAAUCAUGGAAAUUAUUUUUGAUUGCAUAGAGGAUAUAAAGUAACUGGAGUUAGUUUUCAAGAGAUUGUUAUCGAGUUCCGUCCCUAUUGUAGAGAAAAUGUAAAUUUGCAUAUAGUAUGUAUUGUAUAUUGUUUUGUACAUGUAUGAUUUCAUUGUACAGUCAUUGCAGCCAUAUCAUCUUUGUAAUAAAUUAUUUUAUAUUUA
This is a messenger RNA of Haliotis rufescens (red abalone), 3925 nucleotides long. RefSeq lists its product as uncharacterized. The record is from RefSeq and is a predicted model, not a curated record. Gene Ontology annotation, biological process: cilium assembly. The transcript is spliced from 21 exons. NCBI's taxonomy places the organism in Eukaryota, Metazoa, Mollusca, Gastropoda, Lepetellida, Haliotidae. Bases 124 to 3606 code for a protein of 1160 amino acids.